Ceratina calcarata is the source of this 4425-nucleotide messenger RNA. Its product is annotated as serine/threonine-protein kinase OSR1. The record is from RefSeq and is a predicted model, not a curated record. The transcript has 11 exons. Gene Ontology annotation, biological process: protein phosphorylation. Gene Ontology annotation, cellular component: cytoplasm. The coding region runs from base 518 to 2482 and encodes 654 amino acids. NCBI's taxonomy places the organism in Eukaryota, Metazoa, Arthropoda, Insecta, Hymenoptera, Apidae. Gene Ontology annotation, molecular function: ATP binding; protein serine/threonine kinase activity.
CACGUCGCUGUAAGUAGUUAUCCAAUUGACAGUGCCCCCGGUCUGACAUAGUUCAGUCGGCGACUUAUUGUUGGUACGAUCCGACUGCGUCUCUGCGAGCAGUGACGUUCUUGGCUCUACCGGUGCAACCGAAUUUCUCGUUCCACGUAUGCAUGCAACCUGGCAUAGUGCUAUCUCUUAUCCGUCGCUGAAUCGAACAAUGAGCUUUUACGUAUCACGGUUUACCGGUCCGAGGCUGCAUCAAUAGUGAAACCGUUCGUUGAACGUCCUUCGGUAUAGUGAAAGGAAAGGAAAAAGGAUCUGUUAGCUCUGUCGAAAAGAAUUCGCGAUGACGGUCCCCGCGAGGGUGACCUGGUGGUUCGAGACCGCCGGGUAGCUCCGGUGAGAAAGAACCCGGUCAAGGUUGACCGUUGCCAGUGAAACCGGUUGAUCCUUUCCCACCAACAACCCUUCUGGUGAUUCCGGAGGGAUCUGUCCUUUGGGGGGCUAAGAUGCCAGAACUGAAUUGAGAGAAGAUAUGGCAGCUGAUCUGUACGCGAACGGAUCCGUAAAGUCAACGUCCGGCAGAAUCACGGGCGGCAUGAGGCAACGUAAGACAGGAACGCUUGGCGCCGCGGCGCCCGUUUCCACCGAGGAGGAACGGUUGAAGUUCCAAGACAACAGGUUCUUGACGACACUCGUACUUGGAAGAAACAGGAAAAUUUCUCCGGACGUGUUGCCGUCUUGUUCCCCGGGUAUUUUCCGUCAGAAAUCGUUCAGGGCCCAGACGCCACCGAAGAGCGCACCCGCAAAUCAUCACCGCGGCGGCAGCGGCGCAGGCGCCGACCCUCGCGGUCCACGUGAGCCACCCAGUACAAAAACAGCCGUCGGCAACGGCAACGGGAACGGCAGCGCGCGGUCCAAGAACAGCGUGUUGCAGCUGGCACGAAGUGCCCGGGGUACCAGCAAGCACGCGCGGCUUAGCUCGGCACUGGCGAACAAAAUGGCGUCCUCGAGCUCCACGACGGUCGUGCAGGGCUGGCCGAACACGAAAGACGACUACGAGCUCAAGGAGGUUAUCGGCGUUGGCGCGACAGCCGUGGUGCACGCGGCGUAUUGCAUUCCACGGCAAGAGAAAUGCGCGAUCAAGAGAAUAAAUUUGGAAAAAUGGAACACAAGCAUGGACGAGCUCCUGAAAGAAAUUCAGGCGAUGUCCUCUUGCAACCACGAGAACGUGGUUACGUAUUACACCUCGUUCGUGGUGAAAGAGGAGCUCUGGCUGGUUCUAAGGCUGCUGGAGGGUGGCUCGUUGCUUGACAUCAUCAAACACAAGACCAGAACUACAAAUUGUAAACACGGCGUUUUCGACGAAGCCACAAUAGCGACGGUCUUGCGAGAGGUGCUCAAGGGCCUCGAAUACUUUCACAGUAACGGACAAAUACACAGGGACAUAAAAGCCGGUAAUAUCCUACUAGGAGAAGAUGGGACUGUGCAGAUUGCUGAUUUCGGCGUCAGCGCCUGGUUGGCGACUGGCCGAGACUUGAGCAGGCAGAAAGUCAGACACACGUUCGUCGGCACACCCUGCUGGAUGGCACCCGAGGUCAUGGAGCAGGUGAGAGAGGACCAUGGGUACGAUUUCAAGGCGGACAUCUGGUCGCUCGGGAUCACUGCCAUCGAAAUGGCCAGCGGCACCGCGCCGUAUCACAAGUACCCGCCGAUGAAAGUACUCAUGCUCACGCUACAGAAUGAUCCACCGACUUUGGAUACUGCCGCCGACGACAAAGACCAGUACAAAGCCUACGGCAAAACAUUCCGGAAGAUGAUCGUCGACUGCCUCCAAAAGGAUCCGACAAAAAGACCAACGGCAACAGAGCUGUUGAAACAUCCGUUCUUCAAGAAAGCGAAGGAUAAGAAAUAUUUACAACAGACUUUGGUAGCGUGCGGACCCAGCCUCGAGACUCGGGUGCAAAAGGCUUCGAAAAGACAACCAGGCACGUCCGGUCGUUUGCAUAGAACGGUCACGGGCGAGUGGGUCUGGUCCUCUGAAGAGGAAGACAGCAGUGCGUCGAGCGGUGACGAAGGUAAAGAAGCUUUACCGGUUAAUACCAUCGAGAACGCGUCUAGCAGCGAAGAGGACCAGGAAGAGGAGUUCUUUGGACAAGUGAAGUCCGCGCGGAGUCACAUGGCCGUGCCGGUUAACGAACAGAACGUUCCUAUAAACUUGGUGCUCAGAUUACGAAACCAGAAACGAGAGCUGAAUGAUAUACGAUUCGAAUUCGCCGUCGGAGUGGAUUCCGCCGAGGGCAUCGCAGCAGAGCUGGUUGGCGCGGGAUUGGUCGACGGCAAGGACAUCGUCGUGAUUGCGGCAAACUUGCAGAAACUUAUAGACAGUGCUGGCCAGUUACGGACAGUUACAUUUUCACUGAAUUCUGGUCACGCGCCGAACGAAGUACCGGACGACAAGGCGUUAAUAGGAUUUGCUCAGAUCUCCAUCACAGAUUAAAGCGAUCACGCGAUGAGGAAUCAACCGACGUCUCAGGAUACCGUUCUUAAAGCGGCAGCUCGCGGAAUUUCGAAGUGUCGAAAGCGGGAAGCGAUGUUUACACGUAUAUAUGUGCUCUCCGGCUUUCGAUACUUCAAUCUCCUCGGAGUUCUAAGAAACGCGUCGAAACAUUCAAACAAGAAAUGAAAUAACAGGGCGUAGGUAUUUAAGCGCGACUCGUUCGCGGGACGGACUGCGUUGAGCGCGUACUCGGUACCCGCGUAUAAAAGGGAAUUUUCGAUCAGUUGAGAAGCCCAAAGAUUCGUUCUUAUAACCGGAGCCUUUUUGCUACGAUAGAAAAUGGUCGAACGGGAAGAUUAACGCUGAUAGGUUUUAAAACAGCCAAAUUAAUUUGUGAUGAUUUCCUGUGGCAAAAGGGUUGUGUCGAUUCUGCCAAUUGUUCAAUCAAAGGAAUGAAUAGAAGGAAACCGCGCACUGGCUUAAGUUUCCACUUGCUCUAAUCAUUAAUGGCUGUAGUUUCACAUAUUCAAUUCCUAUAUCACUCAUAUUAUCGCAUUAAUUCUGUGUAAAUAUUAGUAAUCGAGUAUGAUUCCUUCGUUAGGUUUAAACCCUGCGAGCGCGACAGAGAAUUUCAAAUGAUUAAGCGUUAACGAAAGGUGCUUAAAAAUUGGAAAGAUGAAAGGAAGAUAAACGAGAACACAUCCUCACCCCCGCCCCCCUUCCCUCCCAUGACUUACUUAUUUGAAACGGUGAACGAUACCCUGCCAGCCAAAAAUUUGGAAUCCGUGUUCCAUUCAUCGCCAAAUUCACUCUCUCGCGUCAAGCUUCGUAAGUUUAUUCGUGAUUUAAAAUCGUUAGUUUACACUUUUAGUCGAAGUAGAGAAACACCACAACGUUCUAUGAAUUUCACGUUCUUUCAAACGAUUCCAAUCUUUCGUUCGGCAGUGUAUAAGACGAUGUAUUCUCUUAAGGUUUCGUUUUUCUUAUUUUAAAACGAACACGCUCCCAUGCCGAAAGCAUAUCGUGUAUUUAAAGUUGAAAGAAGGCAGUCGUCUCCUCUUGUGCGAUGAUCACGAAAUCGUUAGCGUAUUUUACCUUAUGCUUCAACGCUACAGGGAUCGUAGAACACGCGAAAGUACUAAAAAGUGUUUUUGUACUUAAUUAAAUAGAAUUAACUAUAUAGCGGAUUUAUCGUUCUCUUUUUUGUGGCUUCAUUAGAGGCGAGAAAAGGAAAUCAUUGUACGAUUCACGUGUCUCUUUCAGUCUUUAAAAAGCGAGCACACACGUGCGUGGAUAAUAUUUCCGCACGCACUCUUCUUCCCAAGAUUUUAUUUGUCUCUGUGGACCAAACUAUUUUAACGAUCAUCUCACCUUUUCUUUUGAUACAUUCGAUGAAUGAGCAGGAAUGUAAUUGCGAUUGUAUAAAUUUUUAAUUUUCUGGAAAAGAUUGAAACAAGCCUUGCGAGUGGCCAAUCAUUAAAAUUAUUGAUCCUAGAAUACAAAUGAUCUGCGGAAUUGUUUCCAGUCAUGAACAUUUCUUAGAAUUGUUUUCUCUGCGUUUUCAUACAGUGAAUAAAAAUACGUUUUGUUCUGUUCGAUAAGAAUGCUUAGCCGGUGUUUGCAGACUUUACUGGACGUUCGUGUUCUAGAAUUAAUUAAGUUGUACGUGUGCUCGAACGAGGAGAACGUGAAGCGUGAACAAAAUAAAUUAUUGCUUGUUUUAAAGUAUGUAAUAUGUGAUUCUCUAAUUUUAAACGAUUUCACGGUUCCGCGCAGGGACCGUUGCAGGAUUGACAGAAGAAAAUGGAAACGAAUAUUUUUCGCGAUACAUACGAGAAUGUAUUUAAAAGAAAGUGGAUGAAGGCGGUAUGCAAGGAAGUGAAAUAUAUUUAUUGCUUGGAAACAGAAAUGGGGUUUCACGAAUAAAGCCUAGAAUUAUUCUA